Molecule: messenger RNA, 1579 nt
Organism: Megalobrama amblycephala (Wuchang bream)
Lineage: Eukaryota; Metazoa; Chordata; Actinopteri; Cypriniformes; Xenocyprididae
Gene: gpr132b
Product: G protein-coupled receptor 132b
Exons: 2
Coding region: 319-1401 (360 amino acids)
Biological process (GO): negative regulation of G2/M transition of mitotic cell cycle; G1/S transition of mitotic cell cycle; G protein-coupled receptor signaling pathway
Cellular component (GO): membrane
Molecular function (GO): G protein-coupled receptor activity
Source: RefSeq, a predicted model, not a curated record
UAGAGCAUCGCGCGCGUUCAGUUGCUCACGUUCACAAACACAAAACGCGCCGAUGAUGCCUAAAUAAGUGUUCUAGAUAUGCAUCUCUCACCACGUUUAGAGGUGUAGUUUUUUUUUUAAUCUUCUCUCAUUCAUUCAAAGUGCUUUAUUUGAACCCGCUGUCGAAGAAAGCAGAAGUGCGAUGAUCACGUGUGGUGUGGGUGUGUAGCGCGCGCUGCCCUGUUCUUCAUCAUUUCACACGCUGCUCUGAGGGGCUGUCAUGAGCUCUGCUGCCAUUUCAAUGGUUAUAGAUGAAGAGUGGACACAUUCCUAACAGAUAUGAUGCAUGAAACCACUGUGGCGCAGGGCAUCAUGACAACAAUGAACCAAAGUGUGAAGAUAUGUCAGAUAUCGUAUCAGGAGGACCGCAUUCCUCUGAUGGUGCUGUACAUUGUGGUUUUCAUCAUCGGCCUGCCAGCCAACUUGGUCACGGUCUACCUCACCCUCCACCAGGUGUGUCGUAAGAACGUCCUCGGCAUCUACCUGCUCAGCCUGUCCGUGUGCGAUCUCACGUACCUCUUCACGCUGCCCAUGUGGGCGGUGUACGUCAGUAGAGACCACGAGUGGCCCUGGAGCUCCAUGGCCUGCAAAGUGACCGGCUUUGUGUUCUUCAACAACAUGUACAUCAGCAUCUUCCUGCUCUGCUGCGUGUCCAUCGACCGCUAUGUGGCGGUGGUCUACGCGAUCGAAUCUCGCGGUCUUCGCCAGAAGCGGAUCGCAGCUCUCAUAGCGUUUUCCAUCUACAUGGUAGUGGGCUUGGGUCACACGCCCGUCUUCGUCAUGCGCGAAGGGGAAGUUGCUGAAGGGAGUCGCCGCUGUUUUGAGCCCAGCCACGGCUCAGAGUUGGUUAUGGCAUUCAACUACGCUCGGGUUUGCAUAGGCUUUUUUAUCCCCCUCGCCAUCCUGAUCUUCACCAACAGGGCCAUUCUUGCAAACGUGCAGGCCAGCACGGGCCUCCAGCCCCAUCAGAAAGAAAAGGUGCGUUACCUGGCUGUGGCGGUGGUGGCGCUGUUUUUGAUCUGUUUCGCGCCGUACCACAUUAUCUUGCUCGUGCGCGCCAUCACCUUCCACUUCUCCGAGCUGCGGGAGCAGUGUCACUUUGAAAAGUACAUCUACACACCUUAUAAAAUCUCUUUGGGACUGUCGACUUUCAACAGCGCCAUCAACCCCAUUCUUUACGUGCUCUCCAGCAACAAUAUCCGUCAGGAGAUCAGGAGAGGGAUGGCGUCGCUGUGUAACAGAGUCAUCUCCAGUCAGCGCUCGACGCACAGUAGCCAGCACAACAUGCACAGCUCCAAAAGCAAUUCAGAUCCCGUCCCAGCAAAGGGCAAUGAAAUGAGAACUUGUUCCAUGCCAUGCUGAAAUCGUAGAAGCAUUGGACAUUUUUGGCUUGACGUUGGACCUUAAAGGGGAUCUAUAAUGCCCCUUUCACAAGAUGUAAUAUAAGUCUCUUGUGUCCCCAGAAUGUGUCUGUGAAGUUUCAGCUCAAAAUACCCCACAGAUCAUUUAUUAUAGCUUGCCAAAUUUGCUCCUAUUUGGG